AUGAAAUCGGCUGCUACAACAAUUGCUAAGAUGAAAACUAAAAAGAGUAACUUUGUGUAUGGGUGUGGUUUCGGGAAAACAGGAAGUCUUUUUACUAGAGUAUUACGAGAAACCGGACAGAAAGAAUUCAAGAAUCCCAGACAAAUUCAAUACUUCAAUUCACGUAAUAUUCGUCAUAUUGCAGCUGGGUUCGGCUUCUCAAUUUUGGCAUCGGAGCGGAAACUUUAUGGUGGUGGCGUUGAUAUUUUUAGCAACAAUUUAGAUAAUAGGAAUUAUUGGAGUGAAGGUAUUUGCCUGAAUCCUAAUGCCAAGGACAAGCAAUUUAGUACCAUAAUAGACGUUGCGGCUGGUCGACGACAUUUUCUGGUUGCAUCUAAAAAGGCAGUCUAUGCAUUUGGUGAUAAUGCUCACGGGCAGUGCGGACAGGAUCCUGAAAAUAUGCCUUUUGUAAGACUAGAAAAUAAACCAUUUCAAAAAAUUACGAUUCCUUCGGAUUCAGAAAUUGCUCGGGUACAUUGUACAUUAGAUACAUCAUUCAUCCUUCUGGAUUCUGGUGAAGUAUUUUCAUUCGGAUUAGGUACAGAUGGACAAUUGGGACGCGGAAAAUGCAAUUGUGAUUGGCGUUGUCUACCAGUUGAAGGUGACUUGAAGGGAAUGAAGGUAAAAACUUUAAAAGGGAGCACGGAUACUUUGAUGGCGGUGACAAAGAGUGGUGAAUUAUUCAUGUGGGGACAAAAUGAAUACGAACAAAUGUAUCCGUUUGUAAAGGAUAUUCAAAGGAGCUUUCCAUGUGAGAUUCGUCUUUCCAUGGAGAAAAUUACACUAGCAGAUUCUACAGCAACUUCUUGUAUAGCAUUAAGUAACAAUGAUCAAGUUUAUGUUUGGGGUUUCGGAAUUCUCGGUAUGGGACCCAAUGUUACAUCACUACGACGACCAGCGCUCCUGGAAAGUAAUCUGUUCAGCAGUGGUCCUAAUGAUUCGGGUAAAGUCAAGAAGGUUUUCGCUGGUAAUUCUUCGAUGUUUGCUGUUUCAAGAACGGAUAAUCUGUUUUCUUGGGGUCUUAAUAGAUUCUCUCAUUUAGAUUGCGCAAUGUCCGAUAGUGAUGAAACUGACGAAGAAGCGGCAGAAGACAUUGGUAUUAACUCCGGAAAAGAAGAUGAACAAGAAGUGGAAAGUGCAGCAGCAAAUAGUUUGGAAGAAGAAAUUUCUCGAAAUUUCAAGUAUGAAACAUUAUGCAAAUACUUAGAUCGUAUGCAGCAAAUUCAUUUCAAGAACAAAUUCGGUAAAGAACGAGUAUUAAAAGCAUUAGUGACAAAAUGGACAACAGACGCUUCAAAAUUUACAAGUGAGGCUGUUAGCUUUUAUCCAGUUUUACGUAUUAUGGCUAAUUCACUGGAUCGGCGGAAAUUUCGCAUGAAAUCGAAGCGAAUUAUAUCGAAAAUAUGCCAAGUAUUGUUUCUUCCUCCAAAGACGAAAAAGGAAUUGUUGCAGAUAGAUUCCAAGAGUGCGGACCAAUCGAUUAUGAAACUGGCAGAAGAAGUUUCAAUGCGAAAUCCAACUAUUACUAAACGUGAGCUCUCUCUUUUUGAUGUAAACGAUUCGCUGUGCAAAAUAACAGAAGGAGAAAUAAGUAAUGAAGAACUAGAAAAGCUUUUAAAGACCUGCGCAACAGUACGCGAAGUCUACUGGCUUUUGCAAGUAUUGGUUCGUAAAAUUGAAGUAACAUCCGCAAAUUUAGUAAGCUGGAUACAUCCGAAUGGAACUGCGUUAUAUCAAUCUGGCAUCAGCUUACGAGAAAUAUGUGAUCUUGCUGCGGAAGGUAAAAUAGCAGACAACUCGAGCAUGCUUUUCCGUCGCUUCGAACCAAUGUUAUUAUCAAGAAUCAGGCACGGUACUGGAGAUGUUUACGAUAAACUGGUUCAUUUCUGUGGCCAAGAAUUUUAUGUGGAAUUAAAAUAUGACGGUGAACAUUUCUUGCUACACAGAGGACCAAAUUGUGAAAUUCGAUACUAUUCCCGAGUUCAGAAUGACUUUACAAAUACCAUAGCACCAAUACUGGAUCAUAGAAUCAAUCCAUAUUUUGCGCCUUGUAUUGAAAGCUGUAUACUGGAUACUGAAUUACUGCUUUGGGAUACUGUUGAUAAAAGAUUUGUUGGUCAUAAUGCACAAGCAUCGGAUGGUCGUAUUUAUGAUGUGAAAGCUUUGAGAACAGAUGGUGCAGUAGAGCCAAGUGUUGCGGUAUUUGAUGUUUUAUUUUUGAAUGGAAAACCACUAACAGAUGUUCCUCUAAGCGAAAGGCUUGCCCUUCUUCAAAGUGGAAAUGUUUUGCAAAAACAAGACACGACAAAAAUAUUCGUGUCAAAGUUCACUGUCGUCAAAACGAGAGAAGAAUUUGCUUCGAUAUACCAAGAAGCUAUAACAAAUGGUCAAGAAGGCAUUGUAGCGAAGAAAAUAAAUUCGAUCUAUAAAAUGGGUAUGCGUCAAAUGGCAAAUGGUUGGUUUAAGGUAAAACCGUUCCAUUUGGGUAGUGAGACACUGGAUCUUGCAAUUGUUGGUGUCGAUCUUGGUAGGAAUGAUAAAAUCAGUAAUUAUUGUGUGGCUACACUUAGAGAUGGUAAGUUUUUUAUGGUCGGCAAAGUAGGAACAGGAUUGGACGAGACGACACGUACAUUUAUUAAAAAUCGUUUGACGCGAGACCAUGGUUUUUUCAAAAGUGACAGGAUUCCGAGCUGGAUUCAUGAAGAUCAUACAUCAAACGAUUUGCCAACUUAUUUUGUAAAACGCAAUAACAUACAAGUUGUUGAGAUUCGAGCUAAAGGACUAAGAAAUGGCCGAUUAUAUGCUCCUACUCUGAAAGCAUAUCGGGAUGAUAAAUAUGUAAAAGACAUCGACCAGUACCAAGCAUUUUUAGACUUCGAUAAGAAUUUACGUCUAGAUAGUAUAAAAAAUGCUCAAAACGUAACAGAUUCAAAAAGGCGAAUGAUAACUGCUCAUGUAUUUGAGCAAUAUCAAACUAAGAAAGCACGGAUCAAUGAAAUAAAUCAAGAUCUUAAAGGGAAACAAAUCUGUGUCUUAAGAGGUACCUCUAAUGUAACAAUCCAGGACUUGCAAGAGAUCAUUGUUUCCUUUGGUGGAAUUCACGUCGCUAAUCCAGGUCCGAAAACACUUUUUGUUGUGACUGGAGAGCCCAAACAUGUGAAAUCAAAGUCGAUUAUUAAAAGUAACAAAUAUAAUGUGGUCAGCGCAGACUGGCUUAUAACGUGCAAAAAUAUGAGCAAAGUCAUACCUAUAACGAAGAAGGAAACUGUUCACGUUGUUGACGAUAGUCUUUAUUCGUUAUUUGGAGAUGAUAGAGAAUUGGGAAAUUCCAUCAUAUCGGCGAGCUCUACUGCAUAUACAGUAGCAGGUGUCAGUGCUUUGCUGGACAAGAUAAAAGUACAUAAACGGAAGAAACCGUUAGCUGCUGAGGAAGCAUUAAGAAAACAGUUACUUAUGGAUGAAAAAUUUGAUCGAUUUUAUGGCCAAACGUUUUAUUUACAUGACGACUUGACGAAAAUCCAGAAAAUGUACACUCAAACCUUAUUGCGAAUGCACGGUGCUGAUUUGAGUACAAAACAAAGCAGUGCUGUUACUCAUGUUGUAGUCCCUGACAGGAAAAUAAUGUAUGAUAACCUGCCAAAGAAAACGACCGUUGUUGACGUCUGCUGGUUGGAAAAUACGCUUGAUAUACAAUAA
This is a messenger RNA of Acanthocheilonema viteae, 3735 nucleotides long. The record is from the annotation of a GenBank genome assembly. Lineage: Eukaryota; Metazoa; Nematoda; Chromadorea; Rhabditida; Onchocercidae.